Molecule: messenger RNA, 174 nt
Organism: Paramecium octaurelia
Lineage: Eukaryota; Ciliophora; Oligohymenophorea; Peniculida; Parameciidae
Source: the annotation of a GenBank genome assembly
AUGAGUGGUAAUUUGAUUUAAAGCAUUGCAAACGAUAAUUUAAAUAAAAUACACUUUAUUGAAAUGGACAAUAAAUAACUAUUUGUGCAAAUAAACAAUAAGCAGAGGAAAGUAUAAUAAGCAGGACUUUUAUCUAAAGUAUAAGUGUUGAAAGGAAAAACUUCAAGACUUUGA